GCCAUGUCUGUUCGUGAGAUUGAAACAAUCUGACGACAUCAAACAUGUCAUAACUCCAUAGCAAACGUGUGCCACUUUUGUCAAUUGGUACCACCUCAAAUCUCACGAGGAAAUCAAUGUGGAUGAGAGGAAUGGUUGGGUGGUGUCGUCCAACAAACCUACUCGGGUCCUAUUUCUAGGGGACAGUAUGUUGACCCAAUUGGAGUUGUGACCGUGACCUCGACCCACAUUGUACAUUCAUCAUGUCUACCUCACCCGAGGAUUCCUUUAUCCGGACCAUUGAGUGGGAAAUGCUCGACAAGAGCAAGUUCUUUCCCCUCUCGAUGGCCAGUUCGUUCACUGUCCGAUGUGGAUUGUACCCGCUGUCCUUGGUUCGAACCCGGUUACAGGUCCAGUAUCGCAAUGAUGUGUAUAAGGGCACUUGGGAUGCCUUUGGGAAGAUCAUACGGACGGAGGGCUAUCGGGGUCUCUAUCGAGGAUUCUGGGUAUCCGCCUUUCAAGUGGUGUCCGGGGUCUGCUACGUUUCCACUUAUGAAGGGGUCAGACAUCUAUUGGAUAGGAGUAACGUGACGAAUUCGGCCUUGAAAGGCUUUGUGGGCGGAGGGUGCGCCUCGGUAGUUGGUCAGACGAUCAUUGUACCUUUCGACGUGAUCAGUCAGCAUCUCAUGUUAUUAGGGCAAUCUCGGGGGCGGGGCAGUAACCCGUUCAAUAUCAAGCAAGAAGGUCGAAGCAAGGCUCAAAUCGUGAGUGACAUUGCGCGAGCCAUAUAUGUCACCGACGGUUUGCGCGGCUUUUACCGCGGCUAUGUGGUCUCUUUGUGCACCUAUGUGCCGAGUAGUGCCUCUUGGUGGGCGUUCUACCAACUCUUCCAGGACUUCUACGGCAUGCUCACCCCGGUGGUGUUGCCCCACAUGGUGAUUCAGUGUGUGUCGGCCAUGUCGAGUGGGUGUGCUUCGUGCUUGAUCACCAACCCCUUGGACUUGAUCCGGGCCCGUGUCCAAGUCCAAAGACGGACCAUCCCAGAAACUGUGCGAAGCUUGUGGGCCACGGAAGGUAUGGGCAUCUUCACUAAGGGCUUGACCGCUCGCAUGACCUCAUCUGUGAUCUAUAGUAUGGCCAUAAUCUUUGGUUAUGAGACAGUGAAGCGGUGGAGUGUACAUGAAGAGUACAAAAGCCAGAUAAAGUGGUAGUUCUUAGGCAAUGGAAAGACAGACCUCUCUCUCUUUUUGGUGUUUUUUUUUUUUUUUAUCAUGUGCAUCGCUAGAAGUUCUAACUCGGUGCACCUCCUCCCUCCCAUCUUUCCCCCAGUGUCUUUUCUCUUGGAUGGAGGAUAGGACGGACCGACCUAUCAUGUAAACAAAUGUUACCUAUCAUUAUAUCAACCAAUGUACACGUUGACCGUAAUAUACGUGCGAGGCAUUAAACGAUAUCUCCUUUAGGGACCAAAAGGA
This is a messenger RNA of Tigriopus californicus, 1451 nucleotides long. RefSeq names its product solute carrier family 25 member 44-like. The coding region runs from base 243 to 1190 and encodes 315 amino acids. The record is from RefSeq and is a predicted model, not a curated record. Gene Ontology annotation, molecular function: branched-chain amino acid transmembrane transporter activity. The transcript has a single exon. NCBI's taxonomy places the organism in Eukaryota, Metazoa, Arthropoda, Copepoda, Harpacticoida, Harpacticidae. Gene Ontology annotation, biological process: branched-chain amino acid catabolic process. Gene Ontology annotation, cellular component: mitochondrion.